Molecule: messenger RNA, 10612 nt
Organism: Xyrichtys novacula (pearly razorfish)
Lineage: Eukaryota; Metazoa; Chordata; Actinopteri; Labriformes; Labridae
Source: the annotation of a GenBank genome assembly
UUUCAGCUUGGUGUAUUACUUCGGGUAAGGGACACUGAGCACAAUGCUCACCUCUCUCUUCUCUGCUGUUAUCUGCUUUGCUAGAUGACCUGCCUCUGCUUCUGGCGCUUCCUCUGGUUGAACAGUCUGUGAGCGGAAACAAAAGUCUAAAAACUGCACUAUCUCCGAUACUUGAGCUUACUUGUAGUGACUAUUUUUGUUUCAUCCUACGAGUUCUGCUGUCUAAUAUGAGUAUAAACUCACCUCUACCCGUGUCUCCCUUCCAUCUCUUUCUGGUGAUUGUGUGAGCAGGUCACACAGGUGCUGCUGCUCAGUUUCUUGUAGGGCUGAGCAGAAGCUACUGAAGGCUCUAGGUCCUCGUUUUGGUAAGAGUUGUAGCAAACGCCAGUUUCGUUUCAGAGAUGUUGGCUCAGCCUAAAAGGGGGACAAAAUUAAUUCUUAACCCUUGAACACCAUCGAUGGGUGAUUUUCACCCGAUUAAACAUGUUUACGUGAUUUUCAUUAUGUUGCGUUUGUCUGAGUAUCAUGGGUACUUGGGUAGCUUCAGCAUUUCCUUUGACAUCUUUGAUGGAAUAUUUGUUUCCCUAGUACAAAACCCGCUUUUCCCUACAGUCGUGUGUUCAGGUGAUUUUGCAAUAGUGAUAGAGGGUAAAGUAGGUUUGGGUGGAUUUGAUAGCUGCAUGUAGGCGAAUAAUUUCAGUAAAAGCGGCCCUAGAAUUUGCAUGCUUUCUUUAUUUAGCACAGUGGUUAUGAAUAACUAUCACAAAAUAGUGAUUUUCAAGGGAAUUCAUAUGGUGAUAAGAAAUAUUUUAGUCAGCUGGUCAUUUUAACUCACUCAAAAUAUGCCAUAUUUUGGUUCUCUGUCCUGCAGCUGUUAUUGUGCCAAGGACCCUGAGUCAUUUCACAGUAAAAAAUAAAAGAAAACUACUUUAAUUUGUCAUGCAUUGUCCUAUUUUGAUACAAGUACUUUUUCUUGGGUAUAUUAUUUUGGGUAAAAAUCACCCGGCGAGAGUGAUGGUGUUACUUAUUUUAGCGAUAGUGCUCUAGGGUUAAAGUACAUCAUUGAUAUGAUACAUCCCUUAUAUGAGAACUUUUUUGUAUGUAGCCAUCUAACUCUGUUGACUUUCCAUAAUUUGGUAUCUUUGAUCAAACCUAGCAAUGAGACAAGUGUCUUGAAUCACUACAGUCCAUAAACAGCAGUGCUCACAUACCAUGAUGCUCUCUGCCAUGCUCUCAGUCAGGAUCUCAUCUGCCUGCAAGUGAAUGAGCAGCUCAUCCACAACCAGCUGUUUACACAGUACAGCUGAGCGUCUCCGCAGAGCCCGUCUGUCCUGCUCCAGCAUGCCACACUCCAACAUUUUAGCUCCAGGAGACCAGGUUUAGGACAGGAAACGAGGACACACCAGCCUAAAUAACAACAAAACUGAGGAUUAACCACAGUAUAGUAAAUGUAAGCCGACCGUGAAGUACUACUAUGAGGUAAAACAGAUGUGCUUUUUAUCAACGAGACACAAACAAGAAGGAGGAAGUAUCGUUGAGCAUUUUACAGCUAGUUGGGAGAUUAUAUUACACAUCUGUUAGCGUGUUAUCACCACAUAACCGAAGAGUUAGACACAUGUUGACUAAAUCACAACAGAAAACACAGACAAUGCUAACUUAACAAAGCCAGUCUAUGCAGAGAAACAGCCAAAUUAUGUGCUAACGAGGCCAGCUAACCAAAAUAACCAGAUUUAGUCAAACACCGACGUUACGGUACAGAGACAGUAUCAAAGUGUAUUUACUGUUAAACGGUAAUGGCUAAUUUCCAGUGCUAUAAGCUAGCUAGCUCACUUCGACUUUUUCCCUUGAAUUUAAGCGAGCGACAUGUUAUUCCCGCCCAAACCUUCUUCAGAGGAGUCUUCUAUUUCUGCAACAGGAUACCAAAAUGCCCGGUAGUAUUCUGGAAAAUUGACAGCGCUUUCAAACUAUAUAGAAGCAAAAUAAUAACAUCCCGUACCUCACUCCACAAACCAACUUCCGCGGGGUAUCUGCUGCAUAGAGAAGAGGCGGGGCUACACAUGUCAUUGUUUUGGAUUCUGACCAAUGAAAUCACAGAAAAUACCGAGUGGCGUCUCAAGCUACCAAUCGGCUGUUUCCUUACAGAGUAGUGCCUCCUACCGCGAAAUUUCAGUAAAGUGGCAUUUCGAAUUUGUAACUGUCUUCUGUGGAUAAGAAGCUGAUUGAUAAGAAGCACUGUAAAGAUUUGGACAAAGAGUUUACUCAUGAAAAAUCAUUUAAGUAGAAAAGGAUAGAUUGUUAUUGCUCUUGAAUGACGAUAUAAUAUAGGUCACAACAUUUACUUUGAAGUUUUUAAUGGUCUUUUAGAUGAUUUAGCUGUUCAUGGAAAGUGCUGUAUCACAAACUAAGCUGUUGUAAAGUGAAAAAUAGCUCCAUCGUUUGUCACAAUAAAAGUUUAUACACUAAGUCAUCUGGUAUAAUUACCAUAUAGUAGAAAUAUUAUUAAAGGGAUAUUCCGGCGUGAAAUUAAGUUAGGGUCAAACCUACUGUAACACAGAGUUAGACAUCCUGUCAUGAGAUGAGUGUUGCCGACUGCUUGCUUCUUUAGUUAUACCAACUUUAGUAACGACCACAUGAUAUCAAUACAGAGAGGCAUGCGCUCAACCCAAACGCCACUCUAUAGCCACAAAUGAUGCUCAGAACAGCACCUAACUUCAUCAACAGUACAUUUAGGGUUUCAGCUAUAGCACUAGCCACCAAACUUCAUUUUAACUUUGCCUAAUUUCUUUAGCAAAGAGACUAAACACUAUUCACCCACCCUCUUCCAGCAGCCACUUGUUUGUACGGAGACCUCCCGGCGAGUCCAUCGACUGCAGCGGGAUGGCGCAGCUCAAGGAAGAACAUCAAUGAUCAUUACUUUAUCAUUUCCUUGAAGUAAUAAUCACCAUAUGAAUCAUUUUGCACUGCAGAUGUGGUAGUUCUUCUGCCUUAGCGUCUUGGUCUGAUUGCAUUUCCAUGAAGAAAUGAUCGUAAAUGUUCUUCCUCGCCCGGAGGUCUCUGUACAAACAAGUGGCUGCUGGAAAAGAGUGGGUGAAUUGUGUUUAGUCUCCUUGCUAAAGAAAUUAGGCAAAGCUAAUAAGAUGUUUGGUGGCUAGUGCUGUGGCUGGGACCCUAUAUGUACUGUUGAUGAAGUUAGGUGCUUUUCUGAGCAUUAUUUAUGGCUAUAGAGUGGCUUUUUUGGUUGGGCGCAUAGCUCUCUGUAUUGCUAUUCUGCGUUCGUUACUAAAGUUGGUAUAACUAGAGAAGCAAGUGGUUGGCAACAUUCAUCUCUCGAGGGGGUGUUUAACUCGGUGUUACUGUGUGUUUGACCCCAACUUAAUUUUACAUCAGAAUAUCCCUUUAACACAUGACAGUGUUUUGUACAACAGGUGUUUUUAGUUUAACUAAUAGGGUACUUGUGUCUAUCACAAGCAUGGUUCUGAUAAAAAUUGGGACAUUUGUAAGUUAGAUUUUUGUAAUGUAUUUAUGUUUUUUCCCUCAAGUAUCGAAAUUUUUUUUCAAAUGAGAAGUUUUCUAGUAGAGCUGGAAGUUAAGGCCUAGACCGACAUUUCCUCUUCAUUAGUUUGGUAAGCAAAGGAACUGUAAAACAUUUCACACUCUCACAGUUCCUGAAAUAUUAUUCAGAAUUUAAAUGUGCAUACUCCCUCUCUUUCUCUCCCUUUCUCUCUCCCUUCCCUCCCUCUCUCUCCCCCUCUCCUCCUCUCCUCAGGCCUACUUCGCCCUCCCCUGCUGUCUCUCUCCUCACCCUCACUGUGUGGGCUGUCAAUAAUUGAUGAUCCCUCUGACUCAAAGGGUAACAGGUCUAGGAGAAAAUGUCUCACCCAUUUCCUUAUUUAUUUACAAGUCUAUCUUUGAGUCCAGUGAGCCUGAGAACCACAAGUGUUUAUCAGAGCGCAGGGAUCGAUGGCAGAAGCAGUGUCCGUCUUCUUCUUUACACCUUGUUGCAGCUGCUUCAACUGCGAGCAUGAGCAGGUUAAAGCUGCCUGUGUGUCUGACAGCAGGACAGAGGGAGGAAAGGGAAGCUUAAAUGAGAGAGAGGCAGGGGGCAGAGAGGAAGAGGAGGAGGAGGAGUGACAGAAUGAUAGAGUGAAUUAAUUCAACCUCAGCCAGCCCUGAUUGACUCGGUCACAAGCUGGCAUGUACACACACUCAAAGUGACACCACAGCUAUGGAGGGAGAAAAGAGGAAUGACACGUCCCUCUCCAGGAAGAGAAGUUUCACUUUUGGGGCAUAUGGAGGGUGAGUAAAGACCGGUUGUUUCAAAUUUGAGCUCAGAGUUUUGUGGCUGAUUCUAUAGGAUAAAUCUUCUUGUUGCAAGUUUUCUUUUCUCAUAGUUCUCACUUCCUUGUUUACAGUGUAGACAAAUUCACAUGUGGGGAAGAGGCCAGGUGAAGUUUACUUUUCUUUUUUUUUUCACAUCAGGUGACAUUCCAGCUUUUGCCCUACAAAAAGUAUUGGACUAAAAAUACAAUUUGUUCUCUCUCCAAUGUUUUCUACCUGUUGCAGCAGGCCUGAAUCUGUACAGGACAACAUUUUGGACAUCCUGGACUCUCCUGUGACUGAAAGCAAGCCUUUCCUCUCUACCAGCAGCAACCAGAGGGUGGUCUAAUCAUCAUAUUCAGCGAGCAUGCACCUAACCCCCCUAAAUUUAAUUUAAUUUUAAUAUACGUCAAGUUUUCCAAUAUCCUGCCUCUCUAAAAAGUCAAGAUGAAACUGAAGUGUGAGUCAUGUUCCUCUUCUUCUUCUUCUCCUUUUCCUCCUCUUCCCUUUCACUGUCUCUGGUUUCGUCUGCCCCCCCCCUGUGCCCUGCCUGUUUUUCAUAUCAGGACACUGAGCUGUUUGAAAUCAUAGAAAAGCUGCAGGUGAGUUGCACGGCUAUUGAUCGUGAAUAGUGUGUGUGUUUGUUUGUGUUUGUAUGUGUGUUAGGAUAGUUUCUCAUCAUCAAUACUCCUUGUCCAUCAGGGCAGCAGGAUCGAUGAGCAGCGGUGUGAGUUCCCUCUUCCUCUGAAGGUUAGUCUUUGGUCUGAGGGGAUAAAACACACACACAUAGUGGACUGGAUAUGCUGGUUUGACUCUAUGACUGAGUGCUGACCCUUUCAGGAGCGUCAUGACAUUUGUUUUACCAAAAACAAAAAAUACACGAACACAUCAUCAUCAUCAUGUGGUGUUCUGCUGUGUCUAUUUUAGUCUCAGAUUUUAACAAUAGGUGGAGACCUGCCGCUCAUCCUGCCUUCAGAGUCAGGGGGAUACUGGAUAGACCCCCCACUUGAGAGGCUUGUAGACAUGAGUCCCAGCUCGUCCUACUCAGGGUCAGAUCCAGAGAGCUAUGACAUUAUGGAGAGAGAUGGAGAGGCCAAAAUCUAUCAUGAGUUCUUCCGCUCACGGGUAAGCAGAGUUGGUCCAGAAUGUUAAAGAAUAAUUUCCUGUUUUCUGGAUUGAGGUUUAUGUUUUAUCAUCUUUCCCUUGUCUUUAGUACCAUCACUCAUUCACAGCAGUGGAUCCAGCACUGGGGCCUUUGGUUCUGUCUGUGUGUUUAGAGGAGGAAGAGAACAAGAUACGGGUCAUACUCAGGUAAAGAUCUUCAGUCACUUUAAACACCUGCAACAACUGUAGACUGAAAACUCAUUCCUUUAUCAUUCAGCCCAAACUCCUAUCCCUGCUCAUAUGUCUGAGGAUACAGGUUAUACUUGAUUUGAAUGUUUCUGUAUGAUUUACUUGUUAAUUUUAGGAAUACUGCACUACAAAAACAGAUAAUACUGGUGCUGUGUUUGUUGUCCUGCAGGAUGAGGGAGUGUUCUCUACAUGGAGUUUUCUCUGUCUCUCUUUUCCCCAACAUCCCGUCUGCUGUCGAAUUAGCAAAGGUAUCAAAUGUAUUAUUACACACUUUAUGAGAAUUUUGGCAUUCAGUGAACAAUCAAGUAACAAAAAUCAGAAUCCAAUGGAAAAUUUAAACAACAUGUUUGUUUCCAGGAAAUCUGGUUUUGAUGCAACACACUUCAGUAACUCUAAAUCCAGAUUUUUGAAUAUUUUAAAGCCGCUGUGGUGAACUUCUGGUUUGAGUCAUUCUGGCAGCCCCCAAGGACAUAACAGUCUUUGCUUAUCCUGUCAUCUGCAUGAUUAAAUAGUGUCUCACCCUGUUGACUUUUGACAAAGUAUCAUUCAUUUUUGACUAGUAUGUGUGGAAAUUGUAAAAUCAGGCCUGGUUCUUCAGUUGUUUGGCAGGCACCUAACACUUCGUAUGGGUUUCAGGUGUUUAAAAUAAUGGUGUACAAAUGAGCAGUCCUGUCCCUGACAGUCUUGUUUAAAUUUCCUCAUGUGAGCUUUAAACAAAUCAUUUCAGGGUUAAAACAUCAUUCAUCCAUUUGUGUAUUUUCUUCUGUAGUGGUUCCUUGUAGUUAAACCACUCAAAGCACUUUUAUUCAACAUGCCACAUUCACCUGUUUACAUUAAAUUCAUACAUGAUGGCAGAGGCUGCUCAGUGUUAGUUGUACUAAUCUCAUUCAAACAUGCUGACUGUGUUACUGGGAGAAAUUUGUCAGUGUCUCUUUGGGACCCGGGGGGAGAACUGUGGCUCAAUAAAGUAGAGGUUAUAAGCACUACUUAAUACAUACAGAAAUACUGCACUUUUGAGUAUGGUGAAAUACUAAUAUUAAGAAGCCUAUGUCAUAGAUACUGAAGAAAACUACAUCUUACUUGUACUGAAAAAUCCUUUUUCUAAAGUACUUAAAAAAUGUAAUUUUGAACCUCUGGUUUAGUGAAACAUGUUUCUGAAAUCCCUUUUUUCUCUCUAGAUGCUCUGUGACAGAGUGACUGUUGCAAAGUUUGAUGUGGUCGGCUACCUUAAGGUAAUCUUCUUACAUUACCACAAAUUAAAACUUUGUGAUGAACUUUUGGUUGGUGUCACUUUUGGCACCCACAUGAAAAAAGUUUUUCACAUUUCUGUCAUCUGUUAUCAGUUUUGAUUUAAGUCCUUUUCAAAGCCAGCUUAAAAGGGUCUUUACAAGAGCUUUAAACAUUACACGACCUGAUUCAAAAAAUCCAUUAAAGUCAGUCUUUCCCUCCUUCUCUCGCUCGUCCCUCAGGCUCCAGAUCUAAUAACUGCGUUUGAUGAACACAGAGUGUCUCCAAAUUUUAAGUUUGGCAUUUUGUACCAAAAGGAAGGACAGGUAAGAAAUUGAAAAGAUAAUGUUCUGCAUUCAUCAAGUGUCUGAAAUCUCACAGCCUCCCCUCUCAGACAACAUCCAUCUGUCUGUAGCUCACUGAGGAAGACAUACUGAGUAACAACACGGAGAGUGAAGAGUUUAAAGAGUUCCUCUCUGUUCUUGGAGAGACUGUUGAACUACAAGGAUUUACCAGGUAAAUUGCAAAAUGAUGAUUUAAUCUAGCAGCAUAAUGACACAGGCAAUGUGUAAUAUCUCUUUACUCCCUUUUCUCAGAUUUAGAGGAGGACUGGACGUGUGUCACGGUCAAACAGGAAGUGAAGCCGUCUACACUUCCUUUCACGGGAGAGAAAUCAUGUUCCAUGUCGCAACUAAGCUGCCAUUCACAGAGGGUGACCCCCAGCAGGUCAGCCGGUGUGAAGUCUAUUUUCAGAUCCAAUUCUGAGACUAGUUUCUUCAGCAGAUAAUGGUGCCCUCUUUUCUUCUUUUCUUGGUCAUCCUCCACAGUUACAAAGAAAAAGACACAUCGGUAAUGACAUCGUAGCGCUGGUCUAUCAGGAGGGCCAGACUCCCUUUCUGUCUGAUGUUAUCAAGUCUCACUUCCUACAUUGUUUCCUGGUGGUCCGGAGGAUUCAGAGACCAGAAGAGGAAGACAAAACUGUUUACCAGGUGACUCUUCAACCCAAAUAGAUCAAAGUGGCGCUCAACUCUCAUGAUAUCUGUUUAUCUAUCGUAGCCAACUACCCUGUUAUAUCACCAAGCUUUUCUUGGAGCAUUGUCUGAAACAUAAAACAAUGUCUGGAGGCUGACUUGGAAAUAUGUCAUUGCUCUAAUAUUAAUAGCCCCAGCAUUUUUCUACAUUUUUGUCACCUUUUAUUUGUUAAUUGCAAUGUUGAUGAGACUUUUUGGUCAGUAAAGUCAUCAGGUCAUUUGUGGCGGGAAGGUUUAUCAUUUAGGUCCCUCUUUUGUUCCUCACAGGUGUCUGUCACAGCCAGAGAAGAUGUCCCUCCCUUUGGCCCUGUCCUCCCUGAUCCUCCAGUCUUCACAGAGGUAGAAAUAAACACCAAAGUAAAAUAAAAGAGUUCACUUUGUUUAUUCUUAAAGAAGUGGGUUUUACAGCAACAGUCAAAACAACAUUAUAGGCAAAAUUCCUUUGUUUUAAUCCACCCUGAAGAACCUUUUUAAUGGGAGAUAUUUGCCUUUUUAGAGAAGAAAAUGCACAGGUGUAAGUGAUAAAAACAGCCGCUCAAUUCCAUUUAGUGUCUUAAUACCCAUGACAGGGAUUUAGCAUGUUUUCUUUCAGGACCUUGAAAUUGGCUCAUCUUAAUGGCAUACAGCUGCCAACAAUGUUUGUCAUUUUUGAGCUAAAACCUCUCCAGCUUUGACAAGUAAAAAUGUGCUGUGAAAAAUGUGUUCAACCAAUCUGCCACUCAACAGCAAAUUUCCUGCUAAUUUCCAUUAGCACUUGUAUUGACAUGUCAGGGUAAAGUGGCUCAGGUGGAAUUAAUUCAAUAAAUCCUGAGACGAGUUCCAUUUGGCUUAUUUUUGCGCUGGCACAGCUUAAUAACACACUUUGAUGAAACAUGGUGUUAUUGGUUACCCCUGUGCAGCCAAGACACUCAAAUUUAAACAGCAGCACAUACAUGCACUGAACAGCCGUAGCCCUUUAAUGCCUGACACCACAAAUUAUGGCCAGAAAAUUCAAUUUUUUUUGGCGAUGGAAUGUUUUUUUCAUUUACUACUGAAAACCAAAAAAAUCAAAAUGUCCUUAAAAUUUAACAAAUAUAUUUAUUUAUCUCGUUUGAUACAUUAAAUGUUUUUGGAAACUGAUAAACUACAAGAGGACAUUUGUAUCAUUUAUCAGACCGUAUCCAGGUGUUUUUUUAGUGAUUUGUUGAUUAUAUUGAUUUGAUAGAAGUAUAUAAAAGUAUGUGUCAAAUAUGAUACAAAAUGCAUUUAAGGGUUUUAAUAACAUGACCACCUGUCUAAUACUGUGUAGGCCCCUGAUCUGAUGAGACAGGGACUGCACUAGACCUCUGAAGAAGUUCUUGAAGUCCUGGAAACCACAAGCUCAGGCCUCCAUGGAUCAGACUUAGCAGUCCAUGGACUGAGAUCUGGGUUGUAGCUGGGUUUCUUUCUUACAUUGAGAAGUGGUCAAUUUGAUGCCAUUUAUGCACACUGUAGGCACUUUUCUCUGUGAACCAGGGUCAGCAUAAGCACCCCUGCAGCUUUACACACAAACACCUGCGAUGAACUCAAAAAGCCCUGGUAGCUCCUCUAUUAGACUAGGCCACAAGAAUCAGCCUUUGCUAGCCAAACAUGCAUAAAAUCUUGGCCUCUUGUGCAUGACCCUGUCACAGAUUAACAUGUUCUUGCCUCUUGUCUUAAAGCGAUCCCUGCUGAGGGAAUUCCUUCUGACCAAACUCAUCAAUGCAGAGAUCUCCUGCUACAAAGCUCAGCGCUUCAGCAGACUAGAGGUAAAGGAGAAAAAAAAGAGACAUGUCCCUUAUGUUCUUGCACUCUAAAUAUUCUCAUUGGUGUCUUACUUCAUUCUGUCAUGUUUACCUUUUUCUUCUUUUGUAUAAAGCUUCGCACCCGAUCAUCUCUGCUAGAGAGCUUGCAGACUGAACUCUCAACUCGCUCCCAGUGCAUGAUGGGAGAUCCAUCGCUGUCUGGUCUACAGUCUUCAGAGGGAGUACGAGGGGUGUCAGAGGGAAGCGGAGGAUUCAUUGAGAACUUUAAGGUAGAUGCUGUUCUCACUCUUCAAGUCACAGUCUUAGCUUCAUAGUUUUGAUUCACUCUUUUUCUCCCACUCUUCCAUCAGAGAGCCAUCAGAGUGCGGAGCCACUCUUUUGAGACUCUUGGGGUCCCCAGGAAAGUUGCUGUCGGUGCAUCACAGAGACCAAAGGUAAAUAUUCACCAUCUGAAAAUACUUUUGACAAAACCUAAACUUAUCAAAAGGUAGCAGCUGAUUAUUGUUUUUCAUUUCCUUCACAGGCAGAGAAAGACGGAGAAAGGUAAGAAUAACAAAAAGCUCAUAUCUUUUCAUAUUUCAGUCGACCAUAACUGUUUUUUCCUCCUUUUUUAGUGAUAAACCUCCUGGAGCUCUGCCCCAUCUCUCUGACAGUUCAGGAGCAGCUGAACUCAAAGAUCAAGCUAGUCCUCAAGAAGAAACAUAAAAGAAAAGUGUUGGUAGCUUUUAGACAUGAAUGUACAUACAUAUAAACAUCACUAGCCUAUAAGGUAUCUGUUAUUAUCCUUGUGGAUGGCUUGUGUGUAAAUUUAGAGUAAAAGUAAAGAGUAUUUCUGAGAAUAAACAGAUAAAUUAAAAUCUUUUCAUUGUAUUUCAGUGAAAUGUGACACAUAUCAAACUGCCAAAUAAAGGCUCAAAUAUA